Molecule: messenger RNA, 669 nt
Organism: Durusdinium trenchii
Lineage: Eukaryota; Dinophyceae; Suessiales; Symbiodiniaceae
Source: the annotation of a GenBank genome assembly
UUUCACGCAUGUUUUUUCUUUUUCCGGGGCGGUUCAAGCAUUUUGGAAGCUGGAUGCCUCCCAACAGGGAUCCCUUCACCAUCUUCCGCCCAGCACCAUUUGUUCCUCUCUUCCGUUGGGCUUCUCAGACCGAACUCUGAACAAGACGACGGACAUGACCCGGAAGUCCUGGGAACAAGAAAGACCUCCAUUUCCAUGUUGAAUCGACCUGUUCAAAACAACAUCCCCAGAGGAUAUAGGGGGAAGAGCUGUUUUAUGCUGUUUUGAACCACCCAGGACCCAGCAGGUUGUAUAGAGCGUCUUUCGAUCCAAGCAGCUAUGCCGAAGAAACAGACCCAGCAGGUGAAGCUGUUCUUUUUUCCGAGUCUAGUUCUUUUGUGGAACUACAACCUGGUCUAUGUACCACAACUCACCUCCAUCACUCUAGUGGCAGUGGCAAAAAGGACCGGUCCACCGUCAACAGGUGACGCUCCACCGGAAAGGGACCCUAUGGACUUCUCCUCUGGACCUGGCGACUACCGACGACGCCCGACGCGACGCGACCUGCGCGGAGGUUCGGAGUGCCCGACGAGUGGGGCGCCGGAGGAGUGUUGGUGCUUGGUCGAAGAAGGAAAGGAAAGGGUUACUGUUUAUCAAAGCAGCUGUAGGUAGGACACAGGUAGCCCGGCC